This is a messenger RNA of Bursaphelenchus okinawaensis, 1391 nucleotides long. NCBI's taxonomy places the organism in Eukaryota, Metazoa, Nematoda, Chromadorea, Rhabditida, Aphelenchoididae. The record is from the annotation of a GenBank genome assembly.
AUGGAUGGGUGGGUGAGCCUGCUCUCCUUCACUGCAACAUCCUCAACAUUCGCUCUAUUCUUGUGCGGACUUCAGAUUUGUCAGCGCAUCAAAUUACGAGGCCACACUGAUGGCACGUCGGUAGCACCGUUCUUGUUGACAGCCAUCUCAUGUAUCGUUUGGACUGGCUAUGGAGAAGUUCGACAGGAUUCGACCGUUAUCAUGGUCAAUGGAGUUGGACUGGUGGUACAGAGUGUAUACUUGGCGUAUUAUUAUCAUAAAACGAGGUUAAGGGUAAGUUUUUGAAGAGGAUUCUGAUUUUUAGGUAACAAAUAGCUUAUUCUUUGAUUUUUUAAACUUUCUGCCGUUAGAAAACUGAUUGUUUAGAUAUAAGUUAAAGUUUAACACCAGUGUUUUGCCCGGACCGGUCCGGAGCGUUUUUCACCGGUCCGGUCCGGCGAUUUUUUGGGUCCGGUCCGGUCCAAACUUCAAAUUUUUGGGUUCGGUCCGGACCGGUCCAAACCCAAAAUUCUUGGGUCCGGUCCGGUCCGCAAAAAAAAUUUUUUGAUUUUUAAAAAAGCAAGGAGCGCUAAAACUGCUUUCUUUUUGCUUAAAAACUCCUAAAAAUAUGUUUUAUUUGCAAUUUUUAAAACAGUUUUCUUAAAAUAAAAAAAAAUUUUUCUUCCGGACCGGUCCGGAGCUUUUUCUUCGGUCCGGGUCCGCAGGUUUUUGGGUCCGGUCCUGUCCGCAAAAAUUUCUGUUUCGGUCCGGCAAAACACUGUUUAACACAAUUUGAUGAGUUUCUUUUCAGACAAGACUUAACAGAUUGUUAAUAUUGGAGUUGAUAAUUGCCGUUUUAACGUAUUAUUGGUUGUAUUCGGAUAUUACACAUGAAACCAAGGAAAACUUUUUGGGAAUUAUAUGCAUGAUGCUUAACAUAGCUACGAUUGGAGCUCCAUUAUUAGAUGUCGUAAGUUUUUAUUUCUUUUUUCUUGCUUUUAGGUAAUAAUCUGCACUAUAUUCAAGAAUAAUAUGCAAUUAUUCACAAUGUUAAUAUGUUAAACUUUUUCAGGGGCAAGUAAUACGGAACAAAAGUACGGAAAGUCUGCCAUUUAUGUUGUGCUUAGGCAACAUGAUUGUGUCCAUUCAAUGGUUAGCGUACGGUAUUUUGACUGAUGACUUUUACAUGAAGGUAAGGCUUUUACAGUUCACAAUAUGUUAUGAAUUUUGGCUAAAAUUUAUUGAAAAACCUUUUUAUACUAAAAUAGAGUAACUAAACAAACUUAUUGUAGGUGCCCAACUCCGUAGCUGUUGUGAUAGCCGCUGUGCAGCUGAGUCUCUUUGUAAUAUAUCCUUCGAAUCAUCGCGUGGUGUCUCAGAAGUCCGAAGAAGAUCGGAUGCAUUUGAUUUGA